Colletotrichum siamense is the source of this 1230-nucleotide messenger RNA. RefSeq lists its product as uncharacterized. The transcript is spliced from 3 exons. Lineage: Eukaryota; Fungi; Ascomycota; Sordariomycetes; Glomerellales; Glomerellaceae. The record is from RefSeq and is a predicted model, not a curated record. The coding region runs from base 1 to 1230 and encodes 409 amino acids.
AUGGCAAACGAAUUCAACGCGUCCUACUUCUGUUUUACCCAGGCCCGCUGCAGACUUUGCCAGUUCCCUGUGCGCAGAGGCGACGUAAUUAUAGCAGCUGUCGAAGAAGGCUUCGCUACCGAGUUCAAACUUCCACACUUCGGAGACUUCUGGGACCGAGGGCUUCACAUCAAAUUUCACAUUUGCUUCCUCAAGAAAUGUAGAGUUCGUGAAGAAGCGACCGUGUGCUAUCAUGUUGAUUGCUAUCGUGACCGCUUGUACUCAAUUACGCCGAUAUUCCUGGCCGGAACUGAGUUCUCCUUUACCCCUUUUCCCGAGGAGGAACGGCGACGGGCUGAAUUCAACCGGCAGAUUCUGGCUUGCAAAUUGGAGCAGAUGGACUUUGGGGCCCAACGUCUUCCAUACGAGUUGUGGUUGAUUGUUGCCCGGCAUCUAGUCCGGUGGUGCGCUCUCCAUAUGUUGGAGUGCCAGGUGCGUACAGCUGAUAAAGUUGGCGAUUCUGUCCUUGACUUGAAUCAAUCUGUGUUCGCAUCCUACAUAAAGAUCGAUGGUCGAUACUACAUCAAGAGACUGCAAAACACACCCGAUUCAAGAAGUGGCAGUGGAUGCUGCCUUCUACUACCGACUCGAAACUCAAGAGAGAAGGACACGAAUAUUCUCGUCGCAGAGGAUCAUAUCGGAAUUCGUCGACUGGCUUUUGUUUCAACAAGAAAUCUGGAGGAAUGGUGUCGCAACCAAUCUAGUGUGCCCGGCGCCUGGUGGAAGAACAUUUCUCAGGGAGUUAUGCCCUCUGCCAUCACCAUCAACGGUGAUGGCCUAAAGGUGAGAAGUAUCCAGAGCAGCCAAAUGCAAGACUUGGCUUUGGUCGGCUGGCCGACCCCUCUGUCAUCACCUCCACUCGUCGUCAAACUAGCGACAUUGGAACCACCCCGUGAUCCUCCAGAUGGGCUUCGCAUGGACUUCUUCGAUUGCAACGCACCUGACACGAUCGGAUACUCGGUGGCGCUCAAGGGACGCUCAAUUGCUGGGGUCGUUGCCCACAAAAAAGGUGAAGCAGACGUCCGAAGCGUGUACGAGAAAACCUGUCCCACGGACUGCUACUGGCAGUUUAUGCCUAUAAAUGAAGGGGAGUAUCUCACCGAUAUUUGCAGGCUAACCACGCCGCCUUUUGCAACGAGACAGGACGUUACUGGAAUGACUGUGAGGGAAAUGCCCUUUCUUUACCACUAA